AUGAGUGAAACAGUUCCAUUGACAGGAGCAAAAGACAACGAACCAACAAAUAUCAAAGAUGUACCAGCAAUAGAGAUGGAAGACGUACCACUCAUGGACAAUCGUGGGAUGCAUGGGAUGACUCAAUUAGAGUGGGGACUGUUUUGGGGGUUUAGUGUUGACUAUGAGUUCAAAUUUAGUGGAGUGAUGCAGCGAGUAAAGUACAACAUUGAUACCUUUAAGAUCAAUUACAUCGUAUUGUUCUUCAUCAUGUUUUUGUCAUCAUUUUUAGUGAGUGGUGUGUUAGGAGCGAUUCAUCUAUUAGUGUCACUAAUUUUCAUACUUGUCUUUUUAAACCACAAAAGUCCAGUCGCGUUUAUGUGCUUAAAAUUUUCGCCAUUUGUGAUACUUGCAAUUUACUUUACAAUAUAUUUUAUUUUCACUAUAUUGUCGGGAAAGUGGGCGAUGUGGGUUAUAUACACCAUUGAUCUGUUGGUAUGCAUAGGUCACAUGUUCUUAAAAACAAGCACUUUAGAGCUUGUCGAUGACUUGGAAUUUGACUUCAAUUAA
Molecule: messenger RNA, 549 nt
Organism: Entamoeba invadens IP1
Lineage: Eukaryota; Evosea; Mastigamoebida; Endamoebidae
Exons: 2
Coding region: 1-549 (182 amino acids)
Source: RefSeq, a predicted model, not a curated record